UGGAUCACAUGCAGCUCGUUGCUGUCGAGGUAGUAUUGCUGUAUUAUUUUGUGCGUUCUCGCUCUCUGCCCGGGUCGAGUGCGGGCGACAUUGGUUGAGCUAGAACUAAUAAGAAGUGUAGGCUCGUUACAGUGCAAUCCGUGCAGCAAAUGUUGGAGCGUUCGAGCAAAGCAAGUAAUAGUUAGUUCUAUCUUGUCGGCUCGUGAAUAGAAGGGUUAGUGAACAUUGAAAGUGCCAGCAUAUCAGGCUUGUACAGACGGUAGUUAUUAGUGGUGGUACACGUGUACCAGGAAUUCUUUACCCGCCUGCCGUGCUUGUGGAGCGGAAGUCAUUCUUGAUAGAAGCUGCUUCUUACAAGUAACAUUAGUUACAGUGGCGUGGAAGUCUGUCAAAGUCUCUUUUUUCCAUCCCCGACCCUCUUUGCGCAGAGGACUUGACCAGGUAGCUGGUUUUCGUCUGUUCCCAACUCUCACAUCCCAUUACUGCUUACAUGCAUAGUGCACAUCGUGCAGCACACUGAUUUCGUCCAAGAGGUGUGCACAGAAUUCUCCGACACAGCCAAGCAGACUGCAGAUACGCGGUCGCAAUGUCGUUCGGUUGUCUGUCGGCCUUCUCCAAGCGUCGCAUUGAUGUUAUCGAUCCACCGAUGACUCCCUCCAUCCACUCGCAUGCUCCCUGUGAGAAUGUCGGCAUGCAGGGACAGCAGUCACAGCAGCAGAGGGUGGCCGCUGCCGCCGCCACUGCUCAACACCACCGCCGUCACGGUGCUCUCCCAACCUGCCCGCGUCCCUCCCAGUCGUCCAGUCUUCAAAGGAAAGGCACCACCGUGUCCAUGUCCAGCAUGCCUGCAGCCGUUCCCACGACGAUGAGCAGCAGUGUCACUGGCAAUGGCAGUGUCAGCAGCUUGUCAUCGCUCACCGAGAUUGUGCAGGUCGUGCAAGCGUUCUGCGGCGAGGCAGGCGAUGAGCUCACUGUGCGGGCGGGCCAGCGACUGCGUGUGCUCUACGUAGAGGGCAGUUGGACAUACGCCAGCACACUCUACAACAUCCCUGGCAUUGUGGAAUCGUGUGGCUUUGUACCCACCGAGUACUGUCAGCGGAUUGAUCAGUGUGCUGUUAGUCUGCCUGACGGGCGACGAGCGAGUGGAACGUCCGCCAAGUUGUCCACUGCUGGCUGGCAAGCUUACAAUGCGGACCGCAGUGAAGCGGCGGCCACUGAGGCAAGUCUGUCUCGCCACGACUCUGAAGAGUUCGCUGACUACGUGGUGCUGCGCUCGCCUACAACCACUGAGCUGAGCAGCGUCACAGGGGGAUUCCCCUACGCCGCCACGCUCCUGUACAAUUUCAGUGACGAUGCUGUGGACCACGCCAGCGUACGCCGUGGAGAGACGGUGGCUGUCUUAGGCACAGAUCCAAAGAGUCCUGAUUGGAGUAGGGUCCAAAGAAGAAAUGGCCAGCAAGGGUUUGUUCCAACCUGCUUUCUUCAACAAUGCAAGAGUGGAGCUCUGCUGUCCAAUCAAAGUGAGGGUAGCGGUGGCGGCUGCAAUGUCAGUAGAUCGGAUGACACCAGCUCGUGCAGCACGGUGACCUCGCAUCGGUGCGCAGCACAGGGUAGCGGGCAAUGCUCGGACGGCAUCAUCCGCUAUCAGACCGCCGUGCCCCGACAACAGCAGCAGCAGCACAGUGUUGAGCACUGGGUGGAGAGCACGGCUAAGUACACGUCCCAGGAUCUAUCGCCGGGCCACUCCACGGCCAGCUCCGAUAGUGGUUACGCGGCGAUCGGGAGAGGAGCCGUCCAGCAGCGCAUUGCCACUCCGCAAUCGGCCACCCCAACCAGUAUGCAUGGGCGGUCACCAUGUCCAUCAGCCGCUGCCAGUCGGGCAUCGCCACCUACGCCAGCAGCAGCAGCUCAGCAAAGUGGCGGUGAUGGGCCAGGUGUGCAUGACUCCGGCACCUCCAUGUCCAGUGGGCAUCGCACUGCCGUGUUACGCAGCAGUCAGGCAUCACCACCGGGCAAACAACGGAAUAGCUCGCCACAGGAAGCAAUGCACUGUCUGCCAACCAGCUCCAAUGACAGCGGCAGUUAUGUGGACGAACCGUCCGAUCUGCCCCCUCCGCCUGAUGCCAUUCUUCACGAUAGGCGCGGUUAUUCCUCGGACCGGCGACCUCCAAGUCAAAGAAAGCUGGCACAGCGUCGCCCUCUAGGUCCGCAAGAAGCCAAGCAGGAGGCUCUGGUGAGUAAGCUGGCAGACCAGCUCGUGCAGCUUGCCGCUAGAGGAUCACAGUCACCAGACGUACCACCACCACUGGCAGUGCAAAAACGCCGUCAGCCACCUCCCAUCGCUCCGAAACCUUCGACCAAGGGCCGGAAAUCGCCCGCUAGUGACAACGCUUCUCCCCAGCCCGUCCAGAGCGACGGCAAAACCGAUGAUGGCGAUUGCAAGGACUCUUGCCUGUUGGUGGUGAGUCGGUUUAUGGCCGACAGUCCCAACAAGCUGUCGGUGGAGAAAGGUGACGUGGUGUACGGGAAUGUGGAGCUGGCGCACGAGUCUCGUGGCUGGGUGUGGGUGUACUCGCCUCGCCAUGAUCAGCACGGCUUUAUUCCAGUCGUCUACACGCAACCGUGCAACGCCGACGGUGUUGGCGGUGUUGUCACCGAGAUCUAGACCAUGUCAACAACCCAGCGUUCUACAACUGCGUGGACUAGCGCCAAAGCCCACGGUCGAAUGCAGUGCAGUUGUUUGCAGCGUUAAUGCACUGCACUGUGCUCAGAUUGGACCGCAGCUGCAGUGUUCUGUACUGAACUACCUCACUCGCGUUUAGUCUCCUGAUUCUAAAUUUAUGAUCUGGUCGCCUGUUCCGAUCCUCGCCAACUUGUGCCCUGGUCAGCAUGCACCCGUCGAGCCCAGGACCAAAUGGUGGACCGCUGUCUGCACCUGGCAUGAAAUUGCAUUCAAUGAUGUUGAACACUGUCUACAAGAUCAUCGCAAAUAACUAUCCUAUGCUGGCGGUGGUCCAGUCCAGAUUACCUACCUCCAGAGUACUUUUUUAAAGCUUGACAACUAAUUCUAAUGAUCUAUCACUGGACCGAAACCGGAAUUGCCCGAUUGCCACUCACUACAUGCCCCUCUGCUAAGUCCUCCUGACACACUUGACACUUGUUUCACACUUGCUUCUUAGUACCCAUCAAAUAACGUGUGCUUUCAUCAGCCAGUUGUGGAGCAUUGCGAUCAGUUCUGCGUGUGUCAACCUGGAAAACGUCAUGACACGUACACACCACCGGGCGCUGCACUAGCGGUGCUCAAUGUGCAACUUUAGAUCUCUCUCUCUCUCCCCCCCCCCCAGCUGGCAUUUUCGGCAAUGCUCGUGUCUGCCUGUGUCUGGUCUCUGCCACGUGUACACACUGCUCAAUUGCAUGUUCACCUUUUCAAGUAAAACAAAAAUUUACCGUCAUGUUUGCGAUCAGCUGCAGUCAGUCUCAUGUAUGGAGACUUUGCUGUGCGCUUCAAAAGCCUGCUGCUGCUGCUGCUGCUUAGUCCUCACACUGGUGAUUCCAGUUAGCUGUGCCUGGACUUCCCAUUGUGUGUCUGCAUUAGUGGCACGGCUUUGGCUCAGGACUGCAUGCACGCACUACGUACUUUGGAAAUAUCUUGCUGAAUCAGUGCCGCUACCAAGCCUCUAUAAAAGAUUAUUUCCCUUUUUGUUCAGUUUGAUAACAUGACUUAUAUAUAUAUGCCGUCCAUGAUCAUUCGGGCACGGUUCUUUGCUCUCCGCUUCUUGUUGUAUUUCUCUCCCCGUUUCUUCCGCUUCCCUCAAUUUUGUUGUUAGCUUUGUCUUUUUUUGGGUUUCAAAGUUGAAAACGGACUUCGUUGGAGGCCCGUGUGCUUUGUCAGAAAUGUUGUAUCCACUGUGACGUA
Messenger RNA from Sycon ciliatum, 3916 nucleotides. RefSeq lists its product as uncharacterized. Lineage: Eukaryota; Metazoa; Porifera; Calcarea; Leucosolenida; Sycettidae. The record is from RefSeq and is a predicted model, not a curated record. Gene Ontology annotation, molecular function: protein binding. The transcript has 3 exons. Bases 587 to 2665 code for a protein of 692 amino acids.